Messenger RNA from Truncatella angustata, 1344 nucleotides. RefSeq lists its product as uncharacterized. Lineage: Eukaryota; Fungi; Ascomycota; Sordariomycetes; Amphisphaeriales; Sporocadaceae. The transcript is spliced from 4 exons. Gene Ontology annotation, molecular function: oxidoreductase activity. The record is from RefSeq and is a predicted model, not a curated record. Bases 1 to 1344 code for a protein of 447 amino acids.
AUGUCGGCGAACGUGACGUCGACCGUCGCCUGGCAUCAAAUGUAUUCAGCGUUGCUCUCCCAGCUUCCAAAUACUAUGCAUGACAACCCAUACAAAGUUUCCGCGUUCCUUGGUGAUGGGGCAUGGAAGACGGUCGCCAUCUCUAUCGGGCUAGGCUACUUGCUACUUGUGCAAGCAUUGCGCUUCCAGCGCGCGAAGAGCCUGCGCCGAUGCUAUGGAUUUCCGGACAGGGCCAGUCUGAAGAAGAUGACGGUGGAAGAUGCUCAGAAAAUCAUAGUAGACCUGGCGAGCUUGGAAUUUCCACUCAUGAGCGAGACGAGUUUGCAGUUUGGUUUGUUCAAGACCUACGGCGUAGAGACGAUAAGUAGUCUGCUCCUGGCCACGAAGAAUCUGACGGACCCCGUAGCAAGCUUGAAGAGGCAAGCCAGUAUCACAGAUCCUGUUUAUACAGCCGUCCUCAUCGGCGAGUUCAUUUACAACCCACCGAACUCAAACCGCGCCACGACCGCUGUGGCACGGAUGAACUGGCUGCAUAGUAAGUAUAUCACAUCCGGUAAGAUCCUGGACACCGAUUUGUUAUACACGUUGUCUGUCUUCAUCACGGAGCCUGAGCGCUUCAUGCGGCUCUACGAGUGGCGGUCAUUGAACGAGAUGGAGCACUGCGCCUACGGCGUGUUCUGGAAGUCCAUCGGUGACGCUAUGGGCAUCGAGUACGAGGGCUACCUUUCCAAGACGGAAUGGAUAGACGGCUUGGACUUCGCACUCGAUAUUGCGCAGUGGGCCAAGAGUUAUGAGGUUAUUGCUUUUGCUCCUAGUCAGGUUAGCAACAAGCCUGCGGUCACACUGAUUCCAAUGAUCGCGUAUUGGGUUCCAAGGUUUGGGAAGGAGUUCGCAUAUGAAUGUGUUCACGUAUUGCUUGGAGACCGAGUACGAGAAGCAUUCCUACUCCCAGAACCCGGUAUUGGUGCCGCAGCGCUAGUUUAUGCAUCCCUUGCCCUUCGCCGCUUUGCCCUUCGACAUCUGUGUCUACCACGCUUCGUGCCAUUGAAGCGCCAUAACGAGGUCACAGAUUCAGUAGAUGCACCUUUACACAUCAAAUGGCCUUAUGGUAACUAUCCCUUCUAUAUCAAGCCGACAACAUGGAAUCGCUGGGGUCCCGGAGCUUGGGCCGUUUGGUUGUACGGAGGGAAAGUACCCGGCGACGAGCCUGUUGAACAUAUGGCACAAGGAUACAAAUUUGAAGACCUAGGUCCGAGGAAUCGCAUGGGCCACGGCACAGAUGAAAUGCAAAGUGACUUUGAGAGACUGAGAACGAAAGGCAUGGGAGGUUGCCCGUUCGGAUGA